AGAUGUGUUGUUGUAGUUACGUUAUUUGCAAUACCGGUAAUAUUUCUCUUUUGUUUUCGGAGGCUGAAUUUGGGCUUUAUUGGGAGAGAGAAAAACUUCGUAUUCCCCCUUUUCUUCUCUCUCUCUCUCUCUCUCUCUCUCUCUCUCUCCGCUGUUGUAACUUGUACGUACGUCUUUGAGAUUGUCAUCGGAGUGGAAGGUUACGGGAAUUGAAAUUAUCGCAGCGCUCUUUCUGGGAUUAAUCGAAACGGAGGAUUCGAGCUAGGGUUCCGGCGAUGGGAGUUGCCUGAUGGGUUCGGUAGGGAAUUGGGAAUUGGUUAUUGGGUAUUGGGAAUGUUGAUGGAGAUUGGUGUUUGUUCUGAAUUGUUCUAGUUCCGAUCUCUCUAGGGUAGGGGUUGAAUCAAGGGGUUGAGAGGGAAAUGGAAGUUGAUUCGUCUAUGUUGUCCGAGGUCGAUCACGAUCUGGCGCAGGACCACAGCACGCCGUCGUCUCCUGCGGAAAUGGAGGGAGACCAGGAUGGGGAGCAGCCUCCUGGGGGGAAUGGAUCUUCAAUUCAGUCGCCUGCGUCUGCGACAUCCCAACAACAACACCAGUCUACGCCGCAGGUUCAGCAAAUCCCAGUUGUGGGGCCGAGACAUGCGCCAACAUACUCGGUGGUCAAUGCGUUAAUGGAUAAGAAGGAAGAUGGCCCAGGGCCGCGCUGCGGCCACACCUUGACUGCCGUCUCCGCUGUCGGUGAGGAGGGGACUCCUGGAUACACAGGGCCCAGGCUAAUCUUGUUUGGCGGUGCCACUGCUCUCGAGGGCAAUUCUGCAUCUGCAGGGACUCCUACGUCCGCUGGAAAUGCUGGAAUCCGAUUAGCUGGUGCCACUGCUGAUGUGCAUUGUUACGAUGUUUUAACAAACAAAUGGUCCAGGGUUACUCCACUUGGAGAACCACCCACUCCAAGGGCUGCACACGUGGCAACCGCUGUGGGAACAAUGGUAGUUAUUCAGGGUGGAAUUGGCCCCGCUGGUUUAUCUUCUGAGGAUCUUCAUGUUCUUGACCUCACACAGCAACGUCCAAGAUGGCAUAGGGUUGUUGUGCAAGGUCCAGGCCCAGGGCCACGUUAUGGACAUGUAAUGGCUUUGGUGGGACAAAGAUAUCUCAUGGUAGUUGGCGGCAAUGAUGGAAAACGGCCACUAACUGAUGUAUGGGCACUGGACACAGCAGCCAAACCUUAUGAAUGGCGCAAGUUAGAACCUGAAGGCGAGGGUCCACCUCCUUGCAUGUAUGCAACUGCAAGUGCCCGCUCUGAUGGUCUUCUUCUGCUAUGUGGAGGAAGGGAUGCAAACAGUGUGCCAUUGGCAAGUGCCUAUGGGCUAGCUAAACACAGAGAUGGCCGUUGGGAAUGGGCAAUUGCUCCUGGUGUCUCACCAUCUGCAAGAUAUCAACAUGCUGCUGUCUUUGUAAAUGCACGACUCCAUGUAUCUGGAGGGGCACUUGGUGGGGGGCGCAUGGUGGAAGAUUCAUCAAGUGUUGCAGUGUUGGAUACCGCAGCAGGAAUCUGGUGUGAUACAAAAUCAGUUGUAACGAGUCCUAGGACAGGUAAAUACAGUGCCGAUGCUGCUGGUGGGGAUGCUGCAGUUGAGCUAACAAGGCGUUGUAGGCAUGCAGCUGCUGCUGUGGGUGACUUAAUCUUUAUUUAUGGUGGUUUGCGGGGUGGGGUGUUGCUUGAUGACCUUCUUGUUGCUGAAGAUCUAGCAGCGGCUGAAACAACAAGUGCUGCUUCACAUGCUGCAGCUGCAGCUGCUGCAUCUGGCAUUCCGUCUGGGCGACUGGCAGGAAAGUAUGGUUUUAGCGAAGAAAGGAGUAGACAGGCCAUUCAUGUUGUAGCUCCUGAUGGUGCUGUAGUACUGGGAAACCCUGUGGCUCCUCCUAUAAAUGGUGACAUGUAUACUGAUAUAAGCACUGAAAAUGCUAUGCUUCAGGUCCCUCGGAGAACGAACAAAGGUGUAGAGUAUUUGGUUGAAGCUUCAGCUGCAGAGGCUGAGGCUAUAAGUGCAACAUUGGCUGCUGCCAAGGCUCGACAAGAACAAGACAAUGGGGAAGUUGAACUGCCGGAAAGAGAUCGUGGAGCAGAGGCUACUCCAAGUGGGACACAAAUAUCUAGCUUGAUAAAGCCUGACUCAGAUGCAUUGAAUAAUAUUGUUCCAUCUGGUGUUCGAUUGCAUCAUAGAGCCGUGGUUGUUGCUGCUGAAACUAGUGGGGCUUUAGGCGGUAUGGUUAGGCAACUUUCAAUUGAUCAGUUUGAAAAUGAGGGUCGCCGUGUGAGCUAUGGUACCCCAGAGAGUGCAACUGCAGCAAGGAAGCUCCUAGAUCGACAGAUGUCCAUUAACAGUGUUCCAAAAAAGGUCAUAGCCCAUCUCUUAAAACCUCGUGGAUGGAAGCCUCCGGUUCGCCGACAAUUCUUUUUAGAUUCUAAUGAAAUAGCCGACCUUUGUGAGAGUGCUGAAAAGAUAUUUUCAUCUGAACCAAGUGUUCUAGAGCUCAAGGCCCCCAUCAAGAUAUUUGGUGAUCUACAUGGUCAGUUUGGGGAUCUCAUGCGCCUUUUUGAUGAGUAUGGUGCACCUUCUACAGCAGGAGACAUUGCAUACAUUGAUUACCUAUUCUUGGGAGAUUAUGUUGAUCGAGGCCAACACAGCCUAGAAACCAUCUCUCUUCUGCUUGCUUUAAAGGUUGAGUAUCCAAAUAAUGUGCACUUGAUACGUGGGAACCAUGAAGCAGCAGAUAUUAAUGCCCUUUUUGGCUUUCGGAUUGAGUGCAUCGAGCGAAUGGGUGAACGAGAUGGAAUUUGGAUAUGGCAUCGGAUAAAUCGUUUGUUUAAUUGGCUCCCUUUGGCAGCCUUGAUUGAAAAAAAAAUUAUUUGCAUGCAUGGUGGCAUUGGUCGGUCGAUUAACCAUGUGGAGCAAAUUGAGAGUCUUCAACGUCCAAUUACCAUGGAAGCAGGCUCAAUAGUGUUAAUGGAUUUGUUGUGGUCUGACCCCACAGAAAAUGACAGCGUUGAAGGAUUGCGGCCAAAUGCUAGAGGUCCUGGUUUAGUUACGUUUGGGCCCGAUCGUGUAAUGGAAUUCUGCAACAAUAACGAUCUUCAGUUGAUAGUACGUGCACAUGAAUGUGUAAUGGAUGGUUUUGAACGUUUUGCUCAGGGACAUCUAAUUACACUUUUCUCGGCUACCAAUUAUUGUGGAACUGCAAAUAAUGCUGGAGCGAUCCUAGUUUUGGGUAGAGAUCUUGUGGUUGUUCCAAAACUCAUUCAUCCCAUACCACCCGCAAUAUCGUCGCCAGAUACGUCUCCAGAACGCCAUAUGGAGGAUACAUGGAUGCAGGAGCUGAAUGCUAAUCGACCACCGACACCCACAAGAGGUCGGCCACAAGUUGCUAACGAUCGAGGUUCUCUUGCUUGGAUGUAGUUGAUGAUCUUUCUUUCUCUGUUGAAUUACGGGUCGUCUGCAGCCUGGUCCUUCUGAUGCUCUCUGUAUAUAGCACUAUGCCUCAUACAGAAAUAUGCAAUUGGAUUUUUAACACAAAAUAGCAGAUGAAGUUCUGAUUUUUCAACACAAAUGAUAGGCCUUUACAAAGAUGUUCUCGAGAACCAAGUCACUAGCGGUGAGUUAGAUUUAGUCUCUCUUCUCUUGUGAUACAAGUUGAUGGUGAGUUUUGACCGUCCCUUGUAUAAUGAGCCACAAGCAGGUGGAAGUCUGCGGUGUCCCGUCCCGUCCCGCCCAGUUCUUUUACUUCCCUAUAUAUUCUUUAGAAUCCUUGUUAUGGCCAAUUAUUUCUUUUUUCUCCUUUUAUGGGAAAUGAAACUUUCCUUCAUGGUGAGAUGUAAUUUCUUAGAAGCUUUGUGGGUGUCCUGUGAUGUAUCAUAGAAGUUGGUUGCUUUCUGUAAUUUUUGCUUGUUUGUUUUGUACAUUAUAAUUCGUGUAAAGAUGAAAGAACCUCUUUUCUUUUCCCGCCAUUUCUAAAAUCGAUGAUCGUAUACGAAUCUCUGUGUUUUUGUU
This is a messenger RNA of Momordica charantia (bitter melon), 4043 nucleotides long. RefSeq names its product serine/threonine-protein phosphatase BSL3. Gene Ontology annotation, molecular function: phosphoprotein phosphatase activity; protein binding. The record is from RefSeq and is a predicted model, not a curated record. Gene Ontology annotation, biological process: brassinosteroid mediated signaling pathway. Lineage: Eukaryota; Viridiplantae; Streptophyta; Magnoliopsida; Cucurbitales; Cucurbitaceae.